Astyanax mexicanus (Mexican tetra) is the source of this 3627-nucleotide messenger RNA. It is a transcript of the gene tuft1a, whose product is annotated as tuftelin 1a. Gene Ontology annotation, cellular component: intracellular anatomical structure. The record is from RefSeq and is a predicted model, not a curated record. Lineage: Eukaryota; Metazoa; Chordata; Actinopteri; Characiformes; Acestrorhamphidae. The transcript has 12 exons. Gene Ontology annotation, biological process: intracellular signal transduction. The coding region runs from base 148 to 1359 and encodes 403 amino acids.
GCGUCUUCAGUCAAACGAGAUUAGAGCAGCUAAAGAGCGCUAAUCCGAGCAGCGCGGGGGAAAAACGCGGUUUUAACAGUUUAUUCAUUUAUUUAUCUAUUUAUUUUAACACAAGAGCGACUUUAUAGAACUUUCCUGACUGAAAACAUGAACGGGACGCGGAGUUUGUGCACAUUUGACGACAUCAGGUCGGAGGACGGAGCGGAAAGCUGCCGCAGACUCAGACUGACCCUGCAUGAGCAGAACCAGCAGCAGCAGCAGCAGCAGCAGCAGCAGCAGCAGCAGCAGCAGCAGCAGCAGCAGCAGCAGCAGCAGCAGCCCACCACAGUAAAGCCAAUUGGAAGAGCCUUCGCCUUGGUGCAGCCAGCCAAUGAGAGGCAGCCUUUGAGGAUAGAGCCCAUCAAACCGACAGAAGAGAAGGUUGAGGUCAUAAAGGUGUAUCUGGAAGCCCGGAAGCAGGAGCAGGCCAGACACCAGCAGAGCCUUAGGAUGCUCUCAGAAGAAGUCUCUCAGAUUCAAGAGGUCAGAUAUUGUUUGAAGAGCUUGAGGGAGCAGAUGGCAGCUAAAAACAACCACAGAACAGAACACAAGUUGCAGUUGGUGCGCAACGGUGUCAGCAGAGUGAACGGCGCCCCAUCAUCAACAGCGCACGACAGCGAGGACAAACAGGAGCCAGUGGACGAGCAAGAGCGAGCGAAGAUGAGGGAGGUUAGUAAACGGCUGUACGCUCAGCUGCAGGACGCAGAAAAAAGACACCAGGAGGAGAAAGAAAAACUACAGGCGGAGGCCGGUCAGUAUAAGCGGCAGCUCUCUGAACAGAGCGAGCGGCUGAAAGAUGCCCAGCUGAACGCAGAGCGUCAGGACGAGAGAAUCGAGGAGCUUCAGAGGCUGAUGGGAGGGAUGGAGCAGGAGAGCUCCACGCUGAAGGAGGAGCUAAUGACCCGGCAGGCGGAGCUGCUGCAGCUGCGGGAGAUGAAGGAGGAGGGACAGGCUGAGAAGGAGAGGUUAGAGCAGUUGGAGAGGGAGAAUGCCAUCCUGAAAGAGAAAAUUCAUCACCUUGAUGAUAUGCUGAAAAGCCAGCAGAGGAAACUCAGGCAGAUGAUCGAGCAGCUCCAGAACUCCCGUAUGAUGAUUCAGGAGCGAGACCGGAUCAUUAAAGAACUGGAGGAGAAAGUGGCUUUCCUGGAAGCAGAGAACAGGGAGAUGCGUGAUCAGAUGGACUACUAUGCAGGUGGUCAUCGGUCAAACUCGUACCUGUCAGAUCACAACGCUCAGAUUGUCUACAGCAAACCUCUGAAACCAUCCGGUCCGAGCAGCAAGAGCCUACCGUUCAUUAAAGUGAUCGAGAUCAAAUCGUGAAGAGCACCACUGCACCAUGAGAAUCACGGGUCCACACCUUUCUACAGAAUCAACCACAACAGCCCACGCUGCCCUCCAUCACUGCACAGCUAUUCCACAACAAACCGGAGCAGCUUGAAUUUCUGCUUCAUUGUCAAACUAACUGACUGUGUGUCAGUGUGUGUGUGAAGCUUUGUUUUAUUGUUAUUAGUGUAUACAUAAACAUAUACACACAGAUAUUUAAAAGAUAUAUAUGUAGGUUUUCGGUUACAGUUCGGUGUGAAUAGAUAGAUUGAUUAGCAUUGUAGGUGUAAUUUUUUUUAUUUUUAUUAUUAUUAUUUACUGUAGCACACGACCUGACAUGACGUUGCCUGCAUGCUAACACUGACCCAGACUCAGCUGAAGUAUGAGUUCAGGCGAGUUCAUAAUUUAAUCCUAAUGAAGAAGUUGAGCAACUAAACCGAAAUGAAGAAAUAUGGGAGAGGAAAGCGUGAGGAAGGAGUGAAUUAAUCCGUUUUUUUUUUUUUUCGUUUUUUUUGAGGCUGGCCCUCCAAAACACAAAGUCCAAUCUCUCUGUGAAUGUGUGUGUGUGUGUGUGUAUAUAUAUAUAAAUAGUCUGACAGAUUGUGGCGUAUAAUCCCCUCGUUCACUCACUCAGCUUUCCCUCAAUUAAAUGACCUUAAUUAAUCAAACAAUCAAUUCUUUCUAAUCUUUCAGAUCUGGAGAUUACAGUUAAGCAGCAGAUCUGUAUAUGGGCUUUAUGGGCUUGUGCAGUCGUCUCUUGUCUUAAUGAAGGAAAGCGAGCCUAUCCGUGUGGCGCCAAGUGGAAUAUGGCCCAGCUUCUAAGCUAAAACUGCUGGGGCCAGGCGCUUAAAAUAACCAGCUAAGCCGACUUUCAAGUCAAAGUCUUUAGGCCAUUCAGAAGACAAAAAAAAAACUGAGGCAGGCCUGAACAUGAAACAGGAAAGGUAAGGCCCGGCCCAGCCUUGCUGCUGUUGUUUAAUAACGGCACCAUGGUGACCUGCAGCCAUUGAAACUGCUGUGUUUGCGCUGCUUAGAUGAGUUUCGUGCUCAGGCCUUGAGCAGAAUGGGUUUUGUGAGAGCAGACUAAGCCUGACUAAGAUCUGUCAGCUUUUAAUCUUCUACUAACAUCUCAACAUUAAUGUUUUUUGUUUCAACAAGGCUUUGUCUCAGCUGGCUUAAAGACAAACUGGCACAAUGAAGAGUCAUAAUGAUGUCUGAAUCAUAUUACCUAGACUUUGAUACCGAUAUACGAUGAUACUGAACACACUAUGAUACUAAUUUUUUUAGUAAUAUCCAAAAAAAAGGAGCGAAACUUAAACAGUAAAGUAGAAAUAGUACAGCAAUUUAGUGCUCAGUAUGUUUUCUAACAAACUACAUCCAGCCAGGUACUGACAUUUGAUUGUGAAUUAUUAAUUUUGUACUAAUUUGUUCAUUACCACACUGACUUUAAUACCUAUCAAUACCAAUAUCAAAAUCUAUUGUAUUAUAUUAUAUUAAGUAUUUUUCUCUGCAUUUGGUUCAUAAUAUUACUGUGUUCUGGAACAAAAACUAAAUGUAUAGUUAGACAGUGGGUUGCUGCACUGAAAUGGCACUUUUUAAACAUCACACUACAUUUAUUACACUAAUUUAGCUCAGCUAAUGUUAAGGUUAAUUUUAAAUCAUUAAAAAAAAAUCAAAUGUUUGACAUAAGGAUGGGUUAAAAGAGAUGUUUUUAGCUUCUACCUAAAGCUAGCAUGAGCCACAAAUCAUCCUUUGCCCACCAGACACCCUCCCUUCCUCCCUCCCUCUCUGCUCUGUCUGCACAAACAGUUUAUUGGAUUAUAUAUUAGUAAAUAUGCCCCAAUAGAAAGCACAGAGUCAUGCCUUCAUUAAACAGCACUACCCCUAACCAAACAAGAGGAACGAAUAGCGGUAAAUGAGUAUCAAACUCUAAUGAAACACGGUUCAGAGAUCAGUCUGUUAAAAAAAGGCAUUUCAGCUUUCAAACGUUUCGCCCAAACUCCCAUCAUCAUCACCAAGCUUUUGUAUAUACUGUAUUUAUGGCGUACGAAAUCUUUCUAUUUUCUUUCUACACUUCUGCAAACGUCCGUCCUUAAAACGGGCUUCCUUACUUACUUAUUGCAAUUUUCUCUGUUCUCUAUUUAAUAUAAAGAUUAUUUUUGUAGUGAAACCUCGGCGCAGUCUUAGAAUUAUUGAUGUAUUAAUUGCUAUGCAUAUUUAUAUGUAAGAUGUGUGUGAUUUGAGAUUAAAGUUAAGUGAAGUAAA